Onychomys torridus (southern grasshopper mouse) is the source of this 1834-nucleotide messenger RNA. It is a transcript of the gene Cdc25c, whose product is annotated as cell division cycle 25C. The record is from RefSeq and is a predicted model, not a curated record. The coding region runs from base 108 to 1679 and encodes 523 amino acids. Gene Ontology annotation, biological process: G2/M transition of mitotic cell cycle; positive regulation of G2/MI transition of meiotic cell cycle; positive regulation of G2/M transition of mitotic cell cycle. The transcript is spliced from 16 exons. Gene Ontology annotation, molecular function: protein tyrosine phosphatase activity. Lineage: Eukaryota; Metazoa; Chordata; Mammalia; Rodentia; Cricetidae. Gene Ontology annotation, cellular component: nucleus; cytoplasm.
UUGGGGACCGGGAUGGCUUCCUCACUAACGGAUCACCCCCCUCCGAAAUAUCGCCGAAAGUGGACGCGCCCAGUUGGAAGCAUAUCCUGAAGCCCGAAGGGGAAGCCAUGUCGGAUAAAGAUUCCUUGUCAUUCGGCGGAGUCUUCGCUUCCGUCCAGUCCUGCAGGAGUUUCUCCAAAUUCAAAUCUGCCUCUAAACUUAAGUGUGAAGCUGGAGGAUCCGGAUCAAGCCAAUCUUCUCUUCGUCCCACCUUUGUAGUUCCGAGCUUGCCAGACGUCUAUAGCCCUCCCUCCCUUGGUGAAGACUCGGAAGUCAUGUCUACGGGACUCUUUCCGUGCGCUAGAGAAGAGGGGAGUUCUGUUUCCGCACCCAGUUUUAGGUCCAAUCCAAGGAAGAUGCUACACCUACUUUUGGAGAGAAACUCUUCUUUUACCACCCGUUCAGAUAUCCCCAAAUCUCCGGGAGACAAACUCCUCGACGCGACAAACCUAAGCAUUUUGUCUGGAGGAACCCCAAAACGUUGCCUUGAUCUUUCGAAUCUUAGCAAUGGAGAGAUAUCUGCUUCUCAGCUUACCACUUCUGUUGACUUUGAAACCGGUUCCUUGGAUUCCUCAGGACCUCAGGAUGUACAGUUAAUUGGGAAAAAUGAUCACCAGGACCUUGUGAAAGGCAUCCCAGUACAGCUUCUUUGUAGUACUCCAAAUGCUUUGGACCAUGGCCACAGAAAGAAAGAUGCAAUGCGUAGCAUUUCUGCAAAUAAAGAAAAUAUAAACACCAAUCUAAAGACAUUGGAGUGGGAGCCACCUAGGACCCCGGGGUUCCAAAACGUGCCUGGAGAUCCUCUGGCUUCUCCUCUAUCUGUGCUGGAAGAUGGAAUCCUGGUGGACAAUGAAAUGCGGUAUCUGGAUAGUCCCAUCACUGCAGUUCCAAAACUGAGUAAAAAGCUGAAGCUAGAAGACCAGGAAGGGGUUGCAGGGGACCCAAUGGAGUUUUCCCUGGAAGAGCAAGAGGCCAAGGGCGUAAGACUACAGAAGAUGGCCUCUCUGUGUGACAUUGAUGCCACUCAGAUGGAGGAAGAAGAUUCUGACGAACAGCAUCUGAUUGGUGAUUUCUCCAAGAUGUGUGUGCUGCCAACGGUGUCAGGGAAACACCAAGAUCUGAAGUACAUCACCCCGGACACAGUGGCUGCUUUACUGGCUGGAAACUUCCAGAGUCUGAUUGAGAAGUUUUAUAUCAUCGAUUGCCGCUAUCCAUAUGAGUACCUGGGAGGACACAUCCUGGGAGCCUUAAACCUGCACAGUCAGAAGGACCUGCAUGAGUUCUUUCUGAAGAAGCCUAUUGUCCCUCUGGACAUCCAGAAAAGAAUCAUCAUUGUGUUCCUCUGUGAAUUCUCCUCAGAAAGAGGCCCCCGAAUGUGCCGUUCUCUGAGAGAAAAAGACAGAGCUCUGAACCAGUAUCCAGCAUUGUACUACCCAGAGCUGUAUGUCCUCAAAGGGGGCUACAGAGACUUCUUUCCAGAAUAUAUGGAGCUGUGUGAACCACAGAGCUACUGUCCCAUGCAUCAUCAGGACCACCAGGCUGAGCUGCUAAGAUGGCGAAGUCAGAGCAAAGCCCAGGAAGAGGAUCGGCAGCUUUGGGAGCAGAUUGCCCUCCUGGCGAAGGAUGUGAGCCCACCAUAGUGGGUGUGACAGUGGCAGUGAAGUCACUGGAAGACACUGGAGAGAGACCCUGAACAGAAAGAGUCAUCUAUGUCGCUAACCCCAUGAUUGUUAAAAAGUGUCUGCAAACACUGGGCAGAGGCCAGGCAUGGUGCUAACAAUUUAGUCCCAGCACU